AUGGCGUUCACAGGACUGAAUUGGAAGCACGUGAAAGACACAUUUAUGGACGUGAGUGAAAGAUUAUUAAACAAAGAUCCAGGUAUUCAAAUGACUUGGGACGGGGGCGGUCUUUAUUUGGAUACCUGACAAAGAUCACAGGCGGGGAAAAACGGAAAAAAAGAGAAAAGGAAAAGAAAGGAGAAAAGUGGAGGGUGCGGACGGAAAACGGAACGUUUCGGCGUAAACAAAUGUGUUUUUCUCGUUUUUCGGCCACUAAAAAUGUUCGGCACAACAUUUUUGUUCAGUUUUUGUCUUUUCCGCUCGCCGCGUUCGAUGUUUCAUUCGCCUUAAAAAUUUAAAAAUUGCAGCUAGGAACAAUGGUGACAAUGAUGACGGGAAGUCGAGAAGGGUCUUCCGACUCGACGGCGUCUUCCGAAGGCUCUUCGAUCGCAGUGGCCGGCAGUAACAAUCGGGUUGUCGUCCUGAAGCGAAAAAGUGCGGAGGAGGAGAGCAGCGACGGAGAGACGGCGACUAAAAAGGCCAAUUCCGACUGUCCCGACGAUAAUUCGCCUGGAAAUGGCAGCGAGGCCGAGGAUCGCGCCUCCAUACGGUUAGAAAUUCGGAAUAAAUUGGAUCUUCACAAAUUUCGAAUAUUCCGCCAAAACGAAAUGUUUACCUUUUUCGAUAAGAUUUCAAAAAACGUCCAGAGCAUUUCUUGAUAGCAAUUAUAAAUUUCAAGUGAACUUUCCGAUUUUCCACGUUGUCCGCGUGUCAUUGAAAAAAGUUAAGCUUAUUGUUUCCCGCUAUACUUGACUGAAAAUUCUAGAAUAAUGACAACGACAGAAUUGAGCAUAGAAGUCGAAAUUCAACCAACCUACGGGACCAGGUACCUGAUUUUGGUUUCGUCGAAAAAAGGUCCUAUUCUCGUGAUGUUCCUUCAAAGAAUUGAAAAAAUUCCAAAAUGUUCUAAAUUGAACGUUUUGCAGAUUUCUUUCGAGCCUGACAAACGUGAUCAUAAAACCGACACAGCUGCUGAAAAAGACGGCGGCAUUUUCGGGCGCCGAUCAGUGGGUACCCAAAGAAAUGGAGGAGAUUGCCGAAUUUCCGACCGACUCGCUCGAUAAGUACAAAAAAGUGCAUCCGAACGUGGAGGCGCCGAAGAAAUUCAAUCUCGUCAACGGCGAAUUCUCCGUUCUUGCCAGUGUUCAGGUUCGGUCGUUUAUGGAAUUUUUAAAACUUCCCUAUAAUUUAUAGGCUAUAAAUCCAAUUGUUGAACAAUCUUGUCUGUAAAAAUGCGAAAAAAAAUUUGUUUUCAGACGCUCUCCAAAGAAAUAGUGUCGCCGAAAACGCAAAGAGCGGAAAAAUCGCGAGAGGAGAAAUUGACGCAGAACGAGCUGACGGACAAUGAGAAAAAGAAGGAAAAGUGAGGAUUAGUGCUAUAAAUUUUCGGAAAAAUUGAGGCAAUCAAUUUCAGCGCCGAAGAGGAAAAGCCCAAAGUUUUGUACCAUUUGGCAAUCACGCUCUACAAUGAGAAGCACGAAAAAUACGUGAUGUCACUGUUCAGAAGCCAUAAAGUGAUUCUCUUUAAAUAAUAUCGAUUUGUUUGAAAAUUUUGACAUUUUAUUUUCAGCUGGCCGAUGUGGUGGCACUUUGUGAGCGAUGUCGUGAAAAUCCGGAACUUUUCCGCGUCUUCCCUAAAAGUUUGUGUUUUUCAAAUUUUGAAAUUAAAAACCCAUUUUUGGCAGAUGUCAAUAUCAAAGAAUAUCUGCAUUUAAUUUUCAACGAACUCCGCGACAACAUGACCUGGAAAUCCGUGCAUAUUUCCGCAAAAAUCGGUCUUUUGGAAUUUUUCGAAAACUUGCAACAGCACAAAUUGGAGAAGAAUUUCAAUGCGAUGGCUCAGCCGGAGGGGAUGAGUCCGCUCCUCAUCGCCAUACAAAAUGAUCAGUGCGCUUCUGAUUUUAAUGACUUUUCAAAGUUAUUCUCGUUCAGAAUCGAGACGGUGAAAUGGAUGCUCGAGCACGGCGCCGACAUCAACUGCAUGACUGCGGACGGAGCGAACGUGCUCCACGUGGCGGCCACGUCAUCCGGCGAAAUGCUCAAAUUGCUGUGGGACACGAAAAAGUGCGCGACGAUGCUGAACAAGGGCGAUUCGAACGGAAACUCGCCCACUUAUAUUGCACUCUCGAACGCGUGCAUCCUCAAUUGCUCCACGCUUCGAAGUUUUGGUGAGCGCAAUUUUUAAGAGAAAUUUUAAAGCUUUUGCCAUCAUUCUGAUUUUUUUAAUCGAAUUUUUUCUCGAAAAAUGUUUCAGGCGGAACGAUAAACUCUUCGGAUGCGACGCACGCAGCCACUCCCGUCAUCGGAGCAAUGAAACGUGGCAAACUGGACGAGACGUCGCUGAAAAAGAUUCUGGAGCUGAAGCCGGACGGGCUGGCCGAAAAAGAACCGGCCACCGGAAAUUCGGUCAUUCAUUGUGCGACCAGCAAAAAAGCGCUCAUUCUGUUGAUGGAGAAAUUUGUACGGUUUUACCCUUUUUAGGUCCCUUUUUUUAAAGAAAUUACACUUUUGAAAUGCCAAAUCAAUUUUGAAGUUGAACACAAAAUUUGCAGAGAGAGCAAACGGAUCCGGAAGCACGUAACUCGUGCCAACAGACGCCUUUGCACGUGUUCGUGGCCAAAGACGAACUCGGGCUGGUGAUGACGAUAUGCGCGUACGGAGUGGACAAGGACGCGCAGGACAUCAACGGAAACACCCCUCUUCACUGUGCCGUCACGGUUUGUGAUCUAUUUUUGCGAAAAAAAAGCAAUGUUUUGUUGAGAAAUGAUUCGGUACGGUUACGAGAAAAGCGCCCAAAAGUGUAGAGGUUGUUAGAAACAAAAUCUAAAGUCUCGUGAUUAGUAAAAACAAUUAUCAAAACAGUUGCUUUCUUGCAGAGAGGAAACGUCGAAGUGGCCAGAAUGCUGUUGUGCCUCGGAGCCAGGACGGAUAUCAAGAAUCGGUACAAGGAGACGGCGAGACACAUUGCCGCCCGCCUUUCCGAUCAGUUAGUUGCAUUUUUCGCUCGCUUUGUUUUUGUUUGUUUCAAAGUUUGGCAAAAAAUCGUGGCGCACGCAAAUCGCUUCUCUCUCGCCCAAAGCUCGACAAAAGCUGGACAAAUUGUGCUCGUUUUUGCAGAGAAGCCAAAAUGGACCUGGUCCGGGCGCUGAUAAUCUGCGGUGCGCCGGCGUGCGAUGCGGGAUUCGUCGGCUGCGCGUUCGGCUGCAUGCACAAUCAGGGACUCGGCGCCUGCCGGGCACAAAUGGGCAACAGUGCGUCGAGCAGUUCGUGCGAGGAGGGCAACGUGGAGCGGAACGUGAAGGAGAACAGAGUGGCCGAAGAGGCGGCCACCGGCGCCUACGAAUUCGUAUUGGACCCGGACACGCAACUCGUCGAGGAGGCCUACGCGGAGCGGAACGAAACGAGAGGAUUCCCGCACGAUCAGGCGAUGGAACGGGUGAAGAGACGGCUGAGAGAGCUCGUGGAGCGGAAGGAGACCUCGAAUGUGAUCAAUGUGCUCGGGUUGGACGGCGGCGGCAUUCGCGGACUCGUCACCGUUCAGGUUGGAACCACAAAAGUGCUGAAAAAUUGAGAGUUGUUCGUUGCACGGCAGGGAUAACGGCUUUUUCGGGGUCCUCAUCGUUACCCCAUGGCGUUUUUUCUUCGCGACUAGCAAACUGUCCACGAUCUCAUUUUGCAGAUGCUCAUCGCCCUGGAAGCGUACCUGGAUCGUCCGCUCAUCGACUACUUCGACUGGAUCGGCGCCACGUCGACCGGCUGCUACAUCAUGUCAACUUUGAUGACGGGCGGUUCUCUUCGACACGCGCAGAGGUACUAUCUGCAGUUCAAGGACCAACUGUUCGAUUGUUGGAGCCGUCCGUACGACACGAAAACGCUCGAGGGGUUCAUUAAACGAUCGUUCGGCGCCGAUCGGCUCAUGGGCGACAUCAAGUAUCCAAAGUGAGCAUUUAGAAACAAAUUUGGGAUAUAUAGGACAAAUUAGGACGAUUUUUAACCUUCACGUGAAAAUCCUCACACUUCCGCUAUUUUUUCGUGUUUUUAGGCCCCUAAAACGAUUCUUUUUUCAGGUUUUUCUGCACGACAGUCCGCGCCGACACUUUUCCCGUUCAAUUGGACCUCUGCCGCAACUACCGUCUUCCGGUCAGCCCGAAAGAGAAUGAGGAUUUGGGAUUUUCGGAUCCGAAUGGUAAGCUAUUAGAACUUGUGAACUAGUCGGAUUUUUUUUAAACUGAAAAACAGAAGAACGCGCGCGUCAAACAUUUAUCGAUAAAUGUUUCGUGCUGGAUAAAGUUAUACCAUGCGAAAUGCUAUAAACAAGUGUCGAUAAAAGAUUUAUCGAAACAUCUAUGUUUCCAGAACUGACAAUGUGGAAAGCGGUCCGUCGGAGCAGCGCGGCGCCGACGUACUUUUCCGCGUCCGAAGGCAAAUACAUUGACGGCGGAAUGAUCUCGAACAAUCCGACACUGGACCUGAUGUCCGAGAUUUGCUUCUGGAAUACGACGUGUCAGAAAAUGAAGGUUUCCACUUUUGUCCUCUUGUUUUUUUCUGUAAAGAACACUGAAAAUAUCUGUGAAAAAUUGUAAAAGUGUACAAUUUCAGCUGCCCGAGAAGAUGGUCGACGUCGGAUGCGUACUUUCGGUCGGAACGGGUGUCACGCCCAUCUGUCCCGUCGAUCCGUCGGUUUUCGAAAUGAACGACUGGAUGGGACUGUUGAGGGGCAUCCGAAAUUUGUCGUUAGUCGUUAUCGAUCAGGUAACUGCGCAUUUUUCGCACAAAAUAAAAAUGCUUCGCUUUUCCCGCCCGCUUACUGAAAACGGGAAUUUCAAAUUUUUUGAGGCGACCGCCACGGAAGGAGCGCCGAUUACGAGGAGUCGAUCGUGGUGCCAUUCACUCGGAAUUCCGUACUUUCGACUGAAUGCGCCCAUUUUUAAGGUGUGUGAUUUUCAGACAAAGUCAGUGUCGGAAAUGAGAAAGCACGCAAAUACAACCAUUUUGAGCGUUGGAACAGAGAAAAUGGUCGAGAAAUGACUGACUCGAAAAUCGAUCGAUUCAAUUUUCUCGUUUCUGAAUAAAAUCCGCCUUUUAAGCACGAAAUAUGGGCAGGUAUUAAUUUCGCGGAGUCAAUUGUGUAGAAGCAUUGUGAAUUUUUGAAUUUCGCGCUGAAAAACUGGGUCAAAAGGCGAAUUUCAGCAUUGCAAUCUUCUACAAAUGUUUUGUUACAGGACGUGAUUCUCGACACAAAUGACGAUCAGGAAUUGGCGAAAAUCAUGUGGGACUCGGUGGUCUACUCGCAUACGCACAAGUCUGUUCUUUUUCCAAUUUUUUUUAAAGGGAAAAGCAAUUUUGUUUUGCAGAAAAGAUUUCGAAGAAAUUGCCGGAUUGCUGAAAGCCGUCGGAACUGUGGACGAGCGGAAGAAUCGAUUGACGAUCUAA
Caenorhabditis sp. 36 PRJEB53466 is the source of this 5475-nucleotide messenger RNA. The record is from the annotation of a GenBank genome assembly. NCBI's taxonomy places the organism in Eukaryota, Metazoa, Nematoda, Chromadorea, Rhabditida, Rhabditidae.